UGGCACUGUUGUUGAGCUGCUGGGCUGGAGACGGCACAGCCUCAAAGGACUGGAGGCUUUUUCCCUUCUAACAGAGAUGACUGUGAGCUGCCGUUGCCCCUGUAGACACAGGAGAUAGGAUCUAUUGGCUUCUUCUCACUGCUACCACAGCUACCGUUAGGAUCUAUUGGCUUCUUCUCACUGCUACCACAGCUACCGUUAGGAUCUAUUGGCUUCUUCUCACUGCUACCACUGCUACCGUUAGUGUCAUAAGCCGGUGUAGCCUGCGCUGCUGUUGCUGCCUUAACCACUCCACCGCUGUCGCUGCUGCUCUCCCUGCCUCUGAUCCUUGUGGGCAGAGUGGGAUGGAAGCCCUCGCUGGAAGCCUGUUCAUGGAAAUGCUCUUUGCCGUUGUUUGCGCUGUAGCUCCGUGCUGGUGACAACAUGCCGUUAAAAUGGAAAAGCGGUUCUCCUGUCAGCUGGAAAUUCCCAGUGCAAGUUCUUAAGACAUCCAGGUCCUCACCGCUCUCUCCUGCCUAUAUCCACCAGCACUCCUUUGUGGUAUGGACAACCCACUCUCUCCUUGCUGCUUCUCCGACUUACCACCUGACAGGAUCCCUCGUGGAGGACGACGACCCUCACAUGAAAGUGUCGCUGGGGUGUGGUGACAUGGGCAUAUCUGCCCACCUACAGGCUUCCAAAACAGGAAACACUCGCUUCUUCACAAGCAACACACACAGCUCAGUGGUCCUUCAGGGAUUUGACCAGCUGAGGAUAGAGGGAUUACUGUGUGAUGUCACGCUGGUGGCGGGGGACGGAGACGAAGCCUUCCCAGUGCACCGCGCCAUGAUGGCCUCCUCCAGCGACUACUUCAAAGCCAUGUUCACAGGUGGAAUGAAGGAACAGGAUUUGAUGUGUAUCAAGCUUCAUGGUGUCAACCGAAUAGGCCUGAAGAAGAUCAUAGACUUCAUCUACACGGCCAAGCUGUCUCUCAACAUGGAGAACCUGCAGGACACACUGGAGGCAGCCAGCUUCCUCCAGAUCCUCCCGGUGCUAGACUUCUGCAAGGUCUUUCUCAUAUCUGGGGUGUCCUUGGAUAACUGUGUGGAGGUGGGGCGCAUCGCUAACACAUACAACCUCACCGAGGUAGACAAAUACGUUAAUAACUUCAUCCUCAAGAACUUCCCCUCGCUGCUGGGCACGGGGGACUUUGUCAAGUUGCCCUUUGAGCGGCUGGCCUUCGUUCUGUCCAGUAACAGUCUGAAGCACUGCAGCGAGCUGGACCUGUUCAAGGCUGCAUGCCGCUGGCUCCGCUAUGAGGACGGGCGCAUGGACCACGCCCCCAAGCUCAUGAAGAACAUCCGCUUCCCCCUCAUGAACCCCCAGGAGCUCAUCAACCACGUGCAGACUGUGGACUUUAUGCGCACAGACAACACCUGCGUCAACCUCCUCCUAGAGGCCAGCAACUACCAGAUGAUGCCCUACAUGCAGCCGGUCAUGCAGUCAGAGAGGACGGCCAUCCGCUCAGACAGCGGCCACCUGGUCACCCUGGGUGGCGUCCUGCGCCAGCAGCUGGUGGUCAGUAAGGAGCUGCGUCUCUUUGACGAGAAGGCCCACGAGUGGAAGGCGCUGGCGCCCAUGGACGCCCCCCGUUACCAGCACGGCAUCGCCGUCAUCGGCAACUUCCUCUUCGUGGUAGGAGGCCAGAGCAACUACGACACUAAAGGCAAGACAGCGGUGGACACGGUGUUCCGGUACGACCCGCGCUACAACAAGUGGAUGCAGGUGGCGUGCCUUAACGAGAAGCGCACCUUCUUCCACCUCAGCGCUCUCAAGGGACACCUCUACGCCGUGGGCGGCCGCAACGCUGCCGGAGAGCUGGCCACAGUGGAGUGCUACAACCCCAGGACAAACGAGUGGACGUACGUCGCUAAAAUGAACGAGCCACACUACGGCCAUGCAGGGACGGUGUACGGUGGUUACAUGUAUAUUUCAGGGGGAAUCACUCACGACACAUUUCAGAAAGAGCUGAUGUGCUUUGACCCAGAUGCAGACAAAUGGACUCAGAAAGCGCCCAUGACCACGGUGCGUGGCCUGCACUGUAUGUGCACGGUGGGCGACCGCCUCUACGUCAUCGGGGGGAAUCACUUCCGGGGCACCAGCGACUACGAUGACGUGUUAAGCUGUGAGUACUACUCCCCGGCCCUGGACCUGUGGACGCCCAUCGCCGCCAUGCUGCGGGGCCAGAGCGACGUGGGUGUGGCCGUGUUCGAGAACAAGAUUUACGUGGUGGGAGGCUACUCGUGGAACAACCGCUGUAUGGUGGAGAUAGUGCAGAAGUACGACCCGGAGAAGGACGAGUGGCACAAAGUGUUUGACCUGCCUGAGUCGCUGGGCGGGAUCAGAGCCUGCACACUGACCGUGUUUCCUCCAGAGGACUUGAUGGGCUCCCCCUCCAGAGAGUCACCCCUCUCAGCACCUUGAAGAACAGGGGGGGGAGCCCACCCCGCUCCUCUCACACCCCCACAACCCCCAACACCCUAUAGACAUUGUUUGCACUUCUUCUUUGGACUACAUCUGUACUGCAUCCCGAUACACCCCUUCCUCCCUAUGAUGAAAUCUACAUCCCGAUACACCCCUUCCUCCCUAUGAUGAAAUCUACAUCCCGAUACACCCCUUCCUCCCUAUGAUGAAAUCUACAUCCCGAUACACCCCUUCCUCCCUAUGAUGAAAUCUACAUCCCGAUACACCCCUUCCUCCCUAUGAUGAAAUCUACAUCCCGAUACACCCCUUCCUCCCUAUGAUGAAAUCUACAUCCCGAUACACCCCUUCCUCCCUAUGAUGAAAUCUACAUCCCGAUACACCCCUUCCUCCCUAUGAUGAAAUCUACAUCCCGAUACACCCCUUCCUCCCUAGUGAUGAAAUCUACAUCCCGAUACACCCCUUCCUCCCUAGUGAUGAAAUCUACAUCCCGAUACACCCCUUCCUCCCUAGUGAUGAAAUCUACAUCCCGAUACACCCCUUCCUCCCUAGUGAUGAAAUCUACAUCCCGAUACACCCCUUCCUCCCUAGUGAUGAAAUCUACAUCUCGAUACACCCCUUCCUCCCUAGUGAUGAAAUCUACAUCCCGAUACACCCCUUCCUCCCCCAAAGCUGUGCAGAACCCCCCUCCCUAGUGAUGAAAUCUACAUCCCGAUACACCCCUUCCUCCCCCAAAGCUGUGCAGAACCCCCCUCCCUAGUGAUGGAAUCUACAUACCGAUAUGGUUUGGCAACCUAAUUACAUGUUAAUGUUACAUAUUCGGUAUAUUUUGGCAGGAAAUACCUUGACUUGAAGAGUGACUUUGAAAUUCAACUUUUCUACCUGAUGUCUUUGAAGUUUUAUUACAUCCUUUUUCUUUAGACGUUUUAGCGGGUAAAAACCAUGCUGUUGGUUACCAUACUGACUCUGUUUUAGUCUGCCAGGUUAGGGCCAGUUGACACCCAGCGCAGCAGCAUAGGGGCAGCUGAGCUCCACACAGAGAUAGUUUUAAACUCAGGGGUCGGCCCACCCCCCCUCCCUCUUUCAGUUUCAGUUCUUUCCUGCUAUUGCUAUGAAACCGUUAACAAAAUUGUGUUUUCUAAAUUUAAUAAACAAGAUUUUGAAAAAAGAA
This is a messenger RNA of Oncorhynchus gorbuscha (pink salmon), 3631 nucleotides long. Its product is annotated as kelch-like protein 13. Gene Ontology annotation, cellular component: Cul3-RING ubiquitin ligase complex. Gene Ontology annotation, biological process: regulation of cytokinesis; protein ubiquitination. Bases 424 to 2463 code for a protein of 679 amino acids. The record is from RefSeq and is a predicted model, not a curated record. Gene Ontology annotation, molecular function: ubiquitin-protein transferase activity; cullin family protein binding. The transcript has 8 exons. NCBI's taxonomy places the organism in Eukaryota, Metazoa, Chordata, Actinopteri, Salmoniformes, Salmonidae.